Messenger RNA from Heteronotia binoei (common prickly gecko), 4937 nucleotides. RefSeq lists its product as uncharacterized. Gene Ontology annotation, molecular function: GTPase activity; GTP binding. The transcript is spliced from 5 exons. The coding region runs from base 1 to 4389 and encodes 1462 amino acids. The record is from RefSeq and is a predicted model, not a curated record. Gene Ontology annotation, cellular component: membrane. NCBI's taxonomy places the organism in Eukaryota, Metazoa, Chordata, Lepidosauria, Squamata, Gekkonidae.
AUGGGUGGUAAAAACUCAACAGAACACAGACAGGAAGCUUUUGAACAAACCACACUCGACAUUGCCGUCACAGGGACUUGGGGUGUUGGUAAAUCAUCCCUUGUCAAUGCCCUGCGAGGUCUGUCAGAUUAUGAUGAGGGGGCCGCUGAAACUGGUGCGCUGCAACCUACAAUGGAGCCAGUGGGCUACCCCCACUCCACCGUUCCAGAUGUAAUAAUAUGGGACCUACCAGGAAUUAGGCCACCUAAUUUCAAAGCUGAGGAAUAUCUAGAAAGGGUAAAUGGCAGCCAAUACGAUUUCUUCAUAUUUGUUGUUUGCAAUCGCUUCACUGCCUAUGACAUCGAGCUGUCCCAUGCCAUUCAAAAGAUGAAGAAGCAGAUCUACUAUGUGCGAUCCAAAGUGGACAUCAGCGUUGAGGCUGCAAAACGGAAACCAGGCUUCAGUGAGGAAGCCACCCUUCAAAACAUCAGGAAAUAUUGCCUUAAUUGUUUGGUGAAGGCUGGUAUUUCUUCUCUGAAGAUUUUCCUCACCUCUGUUUGGAAUCAGGGCAUGUAUGAUUUCCCUCUCCUCCUGAGUACCUUAAAGAACGACAUUGCUGAAUUCAGAAAAUAUAUCUCAAGACCAGCAGCUCUGCAGGACACGGAAAAGAGAAACCACGACGGAUCAACUAAUCAAGGACUGAAUGAGUUGAAAAAAAACACAUUUGAAAUUGCCAUCACAGGGGUAUCAGGUGCUGGAAAAUCAUCUUUUGUUAAUGCCCUGCGGGGGAUAUCAGAUUUUGAUGAAGAGGCAGCCAAAACUGAUGUGAUAGAAGGAACAAUGGAGCCAACAGGUUACCCACACCCUACUUUUCAAAAUGUAACAAUAUGGGACUUACCAGGAAUUGGGACACCUAAUUUUAAAGCUGAGGAAUACCUAGAAAGAGUAAAUUACAGGCGAUACAAUUUCUUCAUCAUUGUGGCUUCUAAUCGCUUCACUGACUAUGACAUCCAGCUGUCCCACGCAGCUCAGGAAAUGGGGAAGCAGUUCUAUUACGUGCGCUCCAAAAUGGACAACAGUAUUAAGAAUGAAAAAAUCAAACCAGACUUCAAUGAAGAAGCCACUAUUCAAAAAAUCAGGAAAUACUGCCUUAAUAAUUUGGUGGAGGCUGGCGUUUUGUCUCCAGAGGUUUUCCUCAUCUCCAGUUGGUACCGGGAUAAGUAUGAUUUCCCCCUCCUGCGAAGGACUUUAGAGAACGUAAUGGACGAGAGUCAUGAGAGAUCAACUGAGCUAUCUCUAAGUAUUGGAAUUUACAAUUUCAUCUCAAAAACAAACUUAACAUUAGACCUCGCAAAGUUGAGAGGCACUGUAGCGCAAAAAUCUCUCAAAGAAGUGACAGCUGAAAUUCGUCGCGAAUUGGAUGCCUUAGAAAAUGCCAAGCUUAAUAUCGCGAUCACAGGGGCUUCGGGUGCGGGUAAAUCGUCCUUUGUCAAUGCCCUGAGAGGCAUGACUGAUUAUGAAGAAGGUGCAGCCAGUACUGGAGUGAAGCAGACAACUAUGGAAAUCCAUGAGUAUCCUCAUCCCUUAUUUCCCAAUGUAAUUUUAUGGGAUCUACCAGGUAUUGGGACACCAGAAUUUCUGCCAAAGGAUUACCUACAGAAGGUCAAUUUCAGCAAGUACGAUUUCUUCAUUCUGGUUUCCUCUGAACGCUUCACUUUGCACGAUGCCAUGCUGGCCGAAGAAAUCCAGAAAAUGAAGAAGAAGUUCUACUACGUGCGCUCCAAAAUGGACGUCAGUAUGGCUUCGGAAGCUAGGAACCCAGACUUCGAUAUGGACAAAACCAUUGAGGAGAUAAGGGACUACUGCUGUGAGAAUUUGAAAAAGGCACGGGAGACUUCUCCAAGGGUUUUUCUCAUCUCCAGGCAUGAUUUGGACAUGUAUGAUUUCCCACUCUUGCAAGAGGCUUUAGAAAACGACAUGGAUGGUCUCAAGAAGCACGCUUUUAUAGCAUCUCUGCCCGUUUUCUCACGAAUAAUCCUGACAAAGAAAAAGGCUGCAAUGGAGGAUCUUAUAUGGAAAGUAGCCCACACAUCUUGUAAUAUUGCAAUGAUUCCUGUCCCAGGAUCCUGUGUCAUCUGUGAUUGGAACAUCUUGGUGGUGACCAUGAAACUCUUCUACAAGGUCUUUGGCUUGGAUGAGGAUUCUCUCCGCAGAGCUGCGAAACUGGUUGGCAAAGAUUACGACGUAUUGAAAGCCGCUAUCAAAAAAUCUCCAGUAUCCAGCGAGAUCACUCCAGAAUUCAUCAGCGGCCUCUUAGCCAAGUCAUGGCUGUGUUGGUCUGUGAUGACGGUACAAACGGUCUUGGAUUUUGUACCUCUGUUGGGCUCUCUGGCUGGUGGAGCUAGUUCUUUUAUCAGUACAUUCCACAUGCUGAAGCGUUUCCUGAAAGACAUCGUGGAAGAUGCAGAGAAUGUUCGUGCAACGGCUACUGAAUCAUCAAGAAGAGCCAUGGAAGGGAAAAGUUCAACACCAGUGGUAAGCAGUGAACCUGAAGAGAAGUCUGGCAGGGAAAAAGGAAAUUUCUCAGAUCUGACUGCAUCAAGAAAAACCACACUUGACAUUGCCAUCACAGGACUGACGGGUGCUGGUAAAUCGUCCCUUGUCAAUGCUUUGCGGGGUCUAUCAGAUUUUGAUGACGAAGCAGCCAAAACGGAUAUGAUAGAAGGAACAACAGAGCCAAUGGGUUACCCACACCCCACCUUUCAAGAUAUAACAAUAUGGGACCUACCAGGAAUUGGGACUCCUAAUUUUGAAGCCAAGGAAUACCUAGAAAGAGUAAAUUAUAGCCAAUAUGAUUUCUUCAUAAUUGUUGCUUCAAAUAGCUUCACUGUCUAUGACAUCCAGCUGUCCCAUGCAAUUCGGAAAAUGAAGAAGCAGUUCUACUAUGUGUGGUCCAAAAUGGACCUCAGCAUUAGUAAUGAAAAACUGAAUCCAGACUUCAAUGAGGAGGCAAUCCUUCAAAAAGUCAGAAAAUGUUGUUCUGAUAAUUUGGUGAAGGCUGGUAUUUCUUCUCCGCACAUUUUUCUUGUCUCCAGUUGGUAUCCAGAAAAGUACGAUUUUCCCCUCCUGCAAAAGACCUUAGAGAAUGAAAUUAAGGCUCCGAGGAGACAUAUCUUAACACCAGCUGACAAAUCAACCAAAUCAUCCAAAGGAAGUGGAAUCCAUUUCUUCCUCCCUCAAAAACUCUUAAAAAUCGACCUUGCAAAGCUGAAGGAUGCUCUGAUGAAUAGAAAUCUUGAAGAGGUGACUGAGGAAAUUCGUCAAGAGUUAGAUGAAUUAGAAAACGUCAAGCUUGACAUCGCCAUCACAGGAGUGUCGGGUGCUGGUAAAUCAUCUCUUGUUAACGCCCUGAGGGGCAUGAGUGAUUAUGAAGAAGGUGCAGCUGAGGUUGGAAUAAUGCAAACCACUAUGGAGUGUCACGCCUAUCCACAUCCCUUGUUUCCGAAUGUAACCAUCUGGGAUCUGCCAGGGAUCGGGACCCCUGAAUUUAAGCCACAGGAUUACCUCAGGAAGGUCAAUUUUAGCCAAUACGAUUUCUUCAUGAUCGUCGGUUCAGAACGUUUCACAGAGAAUGACGUCCUCCUGGCUCAGGAAAUUAAGAAAAUGAAGAAGACAUUUUACUUCGUGCGCUCCAAAAUGGAUGACAGUAUAGCUGCUGAAAUUAGGCGACAAAACUUCAAUAUGGAAAAAUCUGUUCAGAAGAUACGUGAAUAUGUCUGUGAUAACCUGAAGAAGACAGGACAAUCUAAUCCAAGGGUUUUCCUCAUCUCCAGCCGAAAUAUGAGUAUGUAUGAUUUCCCAGAUCUGCAGGAAACCUUGGAAAAUGACCUGGACGAUCUCAAGAGACACGCCUUAAUUAUGGCUAUGCCACUUUUCUCAAGAAAAAUCCUUGCAAAGAAAAAGGCUGCUAUGGAGGCCCUUAUAUGGAAACUUGCUAUUGUAUCCUGUGUUUUGGGGGCUAUUCCUAUCCCGGGACUUUCUUUUGCUUGUGAUCUUGGCAUCUUGACAGGCGCACUGAUCCAUUUCUACAAAGCCUUUGGCUUGGAUGAAGAGUCCCUCCGCAGAGUUGCCAAAGUGUUUGGCAAAGAUUACCAAGUGCUGAAAUCUGCGAUCAAAAAGUCUCCGAUGUCCAGCGAGAUUACACCCAAAUUUGUAAUUGGCCUCUUGGGCAGGUCAUUGUUUUUUGCAAGUCUCACAAUAAUUGAACUGGUCUUGGAUUUCGUACCAGUGUUGGGCACUCUGUUUGGAGGAGCUAGUUCCUUCGUCACCACAUUCUUCAUGCUGAGGAGCUUCUUGAAGGACAUUGUGGAAGAUGCAGAGAGUGUUCGGGCAAAAGCGACUGAGCCUUGAACCGUCACGAUGUCCUGGCACAAAGACCCAAGACACCAGUUGGGGAAGAGAAGGCCAAAUGCUAAAUGUCUGGAACUGUUCUCAGGACCAGAACUCAAGAACGAGUGAACAAGGCAACCGGAUUUGAAUUUCAGAUCAGAAGCUUAUUUUCCUUUUAAUUGAUUCCUAAGAUCAUUGAACUUUACAAUAUGAAAUAACAAAAAAAAGUCUAGAUUUUUCCAGAUUUGAAGCCUCCUUUUCCCAUCCCUGCUUGUCCAGAGCCAGUCAGGGCCUCUAAUGAAUGGCAGGCAUGGCAUAAUUCAAAUCAGAAUUUUAUUGAAGAAGAAGAAGCGCACGCUAGCUAGCUAAUACUGUGUAAUUGUGACCUUAUUUUUAGAUAUACAACUUUAAUGAUGAAUUUGCAGUUGUAUUUUAAUGCUAACUGGAAAAUGUUUAAUUUUAAAAUCAUUUCAUUAUGUUUUUCCUUUUCAAUUUUACCUUAUUCUGUACUGUUCUUAUGGCUUUUCUUUGCUAAUGCAAUAAAGAAUAAUUGAUUGAUUCACAAUAAA